AUGACGUACAGCGAAAAACAUCAGUGGGCAUGGCAGGUGGAGAAGAAGCGAGCCGGCCUGCCCGUGGAGCAGUGGCUGCGCGACUUCCUGCAGGCCACCUUCGACCAGCUGAACCGCGACGUGGCGGAGGCCUCGGCGCGCGGCGGCGGCGGGCCGGGGGCGGCGCGCAAGCAGGCCCCCACCGCCCCCACGGCCGAGGAGAAGCUCAUCGGCGAGCUGAUGCGCCGGCCGGCGGACAGGCCCACCCGGCUGGGUGGUUCCGGGAGCGGCAUUCCUUUUAAGAACAUACAUGGAGCUGCGUCCAAGUCAAGGACAUCUGUUCCAGAAGAAAAAAGUGUUCGCAGUAACGACAGCAUGAAGUUCCUGUUGAAGAAAUUUCACACUUCAGUCUUGGGUCAAGAUUCGCGGAACAUGGCAAAAAUGCCAGCGCCAAAAUGCUUGAUCAGCGAAAGCAGCAACAACGUGCUUUUCGCCGACGAGCGGUGCGACAUUGUAAACCACCUCGAUGCGAACAUGCUAAAAACUAUGAAGUACCCGGUGGUCGUGUCGCGAUUCCAAACGAUCUCGUCCACACGACCGUUGCUCGCGGAUCCGUCCAGCGUGGUGACCAUCGGCGGGAACGUGGCGAACAUGGCCGGCGUCCGGCCUCAAGACGUCGGCACUCACCAGGAGCAGGGUCGGACGCAGUCGCACACGCAGAUAUUUCUCUUCAGCAACUUCACAGAAAUGGGCGUUCAGAAGCAAUGCAGCUACUUGGUCGCCGGGGUGAAGGGAGACAAUCACUCCGGGCCAUCACAAGAUGCCAUGCGGCGACCUGAAGACCACACACCAGCUGCGGACCAUCCCACGAGACAAGUCUCAAGAUACCGGAUACAGAAAUAUAGUAAAACUAGUGAUGUUGCUCUUCAGGACAUCUCACUUCAAGAGCCUCCGUAUGCCGGAUUGAUAUGCAUUGAAGAGUCACCGCGCAAAUUCUCAGGGAAUGUUCCGACAGUGGCUCAAACUGGGGAAAGAGCUAAGCCGAAUCAUAUACAGCCUGAACAAGUAAAUGUAAAUAUAGAGCCUCUGAAACCUCAUACAAACACGACGGAUGAAAUCAAUAGUCAACCCGUGAAAAAUCUCACUCUGGUGUGUCCUCCUGUGGAUAAAGUUACAGCGAUGGCUUCAGAAGAUGUCCCAUCAAGUUUCAUUAUAUCGUGUCGAUGUCCAGGCCAUUCCUCCGGGGACUCGAAUACAAUGGGCCAAGUUGCAUGCCCAACACUCCAGGUUGAAAACAUUACUAUAAAUAUUCCACCACUAAGCUAUCCUCCGCGUAUAAGUAACAGCCCUCCGGUCCUUUUAGAUGAUGGCCCUCCCCAAAACAAUGAAUCCAUAAACACAGGCCUCUGUCCAAGUGGUUUUCCUCCCGGACAUCGAACUACACAGCAUUAUGAUACAGCUCGAGGUAUCAGUGUUUCCUCCCAACAUAAAUAUCCACCAAGUGAGGCGUCUGCUCGUCCAGAAUCCAAUCGAAAUCCCAUGGCAAGCUUUUGCCCGAACUGCGGGAAGGAAGUUAAGAAUUAUGCGACAAAGUCGCUAGAAGAAACUCAGCGAAAUACUACAGUGACUCGAGAUUGCCAGUCUUGUGUAGAUUCGUGUCCUCCAAAAGAAAAAAUGACGCAACAGAAAACUGCAGACACGUCCUCAGAAGCCCCACGGCAACUUCAGAACGUGAUUCCUCAUCAAGUAGAACUGCACAGGCCAACUGCGCAGAUCAGAGACACAACCGGUAUUAACGCGGAGGCUAGUUUUGUGUCCAAAGAAACGUGCCAAAGUGAGCCAACGAAAUCAGACAAGGAAGGCCAAGAGUUAGGUGACUAUAAUCAGCAGAAGAAGAAAGUAAUAGAAUAUGUGUCUACAACUUCUACUAUCCUGCAGAAACAAGUUAUAGUGCGCGGCUUCUUCCCGAGGAUUAGCGAUGCUUGUCGUGCCAAGAAUAUCAUGAGCAAAAUAAAAGUAGGACCGAACAUGACAGAACUCUUCGAAGAUGCACUUUGUCACCUAAAGGGAGGCGGCGCCCAGUGCUGCGCGUGGUGCGCCGAGUCGGGGGACUCCGCCAAGGACUGCUCCAGGGACGUGGGGCGCGGCGGUGCCCCCCAGUGGCCCUUCCCGGAGCGGCCCGAGGACCCGGCGCCAGCCGCCUUCAGCCCGGACCUGAACGCCGGCGACGGCGACGACGUGUGCAUCCUGGAGCCGUACGUGGACCGCUUCCAGUUCACGGAUGAGGAGCUGGACGCGGUGUUCCCCGAGGGCCGGGGGCGGCGCGGAGACCGGCGACGGCGGGCCGCCCCCAGGCGCGCGGCGCCGGCCGACUCGAGCAGCGCCGGGCCGGCCAGCCUGCAGCUGGAGCCGCUGGACGCCGACAUCUCCGAGGCCAGCCUCGCGCUGUUCGGCGCCGCCGACGAGAUGUGGCGCCACUGCAACCUGGACCCGCGCCGCCGCCGCGCCGGGCUGCCCCUCCCCCCCUCCACGCGGCGCGAUGAUGGCGGCGGCGGGCGCCGGUUCGCCCAGUUGCCCACGGCGGAAGGCUCGCCGGACGCGACCAGUUCUGUGUCCGGCACGGAGGAGGCGACCAACGACGGUGGCACGGCCUCUGACGGCGGCACGGCCUCUGACGGCGGGACGGCCUCUGACGGCGGCACUGCCUCUGAUGGCGGCACUGCCUCUGACGGCGCCGACCUGCCUGUAGGCAGCCAGACGACGCCAGACACCGCCGAGACGUCUCCCGCCUCAGAGUUAGCCGCCGGCCCCUCCCUCUGGGUCGAUGUCGUCCUCGUCGGUGGAGUCCUCUGCCUGGAGAUGAUCCGUCGUGAAGAGCGGUCUUCUGUGGUGAGGAAUUGGGUGUUCAGGGAAGUGAGUCCGCGACUGAGGCGAUCCCUGAGCAACGGCUCAAAGACAGAGGAGGCGAGGAGGCAUGUGUCGUCAGCAUAUUGGACAAGGUAG
Molecule: messenger RNA, 2982 nt
Organism: Bacillus rossius redtenbacheri
Lineage: Eukaryota; Metazoa; Arthropoda; Insecta; Phasmatodea; Bacillidae
Exons: 8
Coding region: 1-2982 (993 amino acids)
Source: RefSeq, a predicted model, not a curated record